This is a messenger RNA of Lotus japonicus, 1479 nucleotides long. RefSeq lists its product as uncharacterized. The record is from RefSeq and is a predicted model, not a curated record. Gene Ontology annotation, biological process: Golgi to plasma membrane transport. NCBI's taxonomy places the organism in Eukaryota, Viridiplantae, Streptophyta, Magnoliopsida, Fabales, Fabaceae. The coding region runs from base 49 to 1185 and encodes 378 amino acids. The transcript has 11 exons.
AUUCUCAAAGUAGUGCGGAGGGAAGAAGAAGAAGAAACAGAGCGAGUGAUGGCGGAACACAACCACUCAAAUUCAUCUCUUCAGCCGAUUCUGGACCUGCUAUUCGCCGCCGGCUACGUCGAGUCCGAUGCACCGCCGUCUCAGAUAAUCGCCGGCGGCAUCUCUUGGGCCGUCGCCGCCCUCAACGCCAACACCACCACCGCAAUAUACGAUGAGAGUAUCGAGGACUCGUUGAGACUAGUAGGAUGCCCGCACCUUCUUCUACCCUCCCAUAUUCGAGAUCUUGAUACUGAAGCUCUUCUUCCUGUUGUUCAGUGGCUCACAUCACGCAUUCCAUCGCAUCAUGUCAAUGAGGUGUGUGAUGCUGAGAAUGCUAUUGAAGUGGAUGAGCAUGGAACUUCGAUAGAGGCAUUGAGUGGCAAUUUGGAUGAACUGAAUCACCGGAAGAUGAAUGCUGUGGAGCAAUUAGAUCAGCUACGAGAGAGAAUAAGUAAGGAGGGUGUUGAUUCUGGGGUGCAGAAGUUGAUAUCUUCAAUGAUGUCUUUGAAGGAUCUUGAAAGGCAGGAAAGUCGCUUUCUGUUCAACCGUGAUUCCAAACAUUCUGAACUUCAAGCUGAGAUUAGUGAAUUAGAGAGGAAAAGGGAAAAUGACACUGACAGCCAGAGCUUACCUGAUGGGCUACAUCAAUCUCUGAGUGAAUCACUUGAAAAAAUCAAUUUGAUGAAAAAGAAACUUGCAGCUAGACUAAGGGAUAUAGUAGUAAUAAGACGACAGAUUGAUGACCUACCAUGCCAAUCAGAACUCAAUCAGUACGAGAGCCGACUCUCAGAACUAAAUGAUCAAAUCCAGGGAAAACAUCGACAAACCCGUAAAUACUAUGCUACCUACAAUGCUCUUCUGGAAAUAAAAGAAAUGAUGUUAAAGGAAACAUCUUUAUUAAAUUCUAUUAUUUCACAGUUUCAAGACGCCUUCAGUAGCACUGAUGGUCGUAUAAGACUUGUUCAUUCCAUGGAAGGAAUUGUCAAUGGAAGUCAACAGAAACUAGAAAAGGUUCAAGUGGGUCUUCAAGAAGAAGAGAAAAUCCGUAAUGAUUUGAAGGAUAGGUAUGCUGCAGCAAUUGGUGAGCAAAAGCGCUGCUAUUCUUUGAUGAAAGCUUUUCAGGUAAAGUGUCAAAGUUCCAAGUGAGAAAUUACCGAGAUCUUUGCGGUUGAGUCUUUUCGAUUGAGUCGGUCAAAUUAUUGUAUCGCCAUCGAAGCCUGGUUGUGUUCCUCCCAAACUCUUAAUAUCAUGGUGAUGGUUGAACAAGAAGAUGAUCUGCUGUUUGAUGCAUGAAGUUGCAGUGAUUGUGUUUUGAUGUUUUCGCUUUAGCUUUCCAUCUUUUUUUUUGAACUACAUGUAUCUUCCACUGAAUUAAUCAUGUUCGAGACAUGUAGGAUCACUUUGAGCGACAAAAAUGAAUAUUUACGUGCCAGUUACAUA